Messenger RNA from Coprinopsis cinerea okayama7#130, 2234 nucleotides. RefSeq lists its product as hypothetical. The record is from RefSeq and is a predicted model, not a curated record. The coding region runs from base 1 to 2181 and encodes 726 amino acids. NCBI's taxonomy places the organism in Eukaryota, Fungi, Basidiomycota, Agaricomycetes, Agaricales, Psathyrellaceae. The transcript has 8 exons.
AUGUCCAAACUUCCUAUUUCUGCCCUCCCAAUUCCCCCACCGUCGAGGUUGCUCAUCCACAACCUCACCCCAGACACUUGGACACCGAAUCCCACAGCGUUCAGAACAAAUGUACUGACGACCACCCCAAGUUUACAACGACGAGCACGACUGCUGUCUCCGCCUUGCCACUACUCUCAUGUCACGCCAUUCCCGGUGUCAUUCCCAUACGACAUUCAACCUCCAUCACCUAGUGACGACCCGGCAAACCAAGAUAAGAAUGCGUAUAUAGAACGAUGGUUGGCAAGUAGAGAAGCAGUGAACCCUCAACCACCCAUUCCCCGGUUCCCCAACUCUACGUUGGUGAAGUACUACGGGAAACACAGAGACCAGCCCACUGAAUUGCUAGGACUCUCAGAAACGGCACUCCGCGACUGUCUUCCGCACCUUGAUGUUGGAGAUGCAUUUGCCACACUUGGAGUACCGUCUCUGUCGGACGAGUUCAAUGACGAAGGAGAUGGCAAACCUUCCGAAAUAGCAGAGGCGGUCGAAGCUAGACAGGACCUAAUUGACGUGCUCAGUGGUCAUGCUACCCUCAUGACGCCUCCAGAGGUUAUUGAAGGAGCAUUCGCUCCUUGGUCUCUGCGCUACAGUGGGCACCAGUUUGGCUCAUGGGCAGGGCAACUGGGAGAUGGACGGGCUAUAUCCAUAUUGGUUACCCCGCACCCAUCACACCCAGACCUGUCUUAUGAGCUCCAGCUCAAGGGGUCCGGUCGAACUCCUUUCUCAAGGAGUGCAGAUGGCCUCGCCGUUGUCCGCUCAUCGAUUCGGGAAUAUCUUUGCUCUGAAGCAAUGUACGCCCUUGGCAUUCCGACGACCAGGGCUCUUUCGAUUGUCUCUCUACCCGCCCUGCCGGUGCAACGCGAGCGUGUGGAAAGUGCAUCCAUUGUCACUCGUCUAGCGCCUUCUUUCAUUCGCAUUGGCAACUUCGAAGCGUUCAAUGGACCCACAAACAUGUUCUUUUUUGGCGGCGGCCAGCAAAAGCCAGACUAUGAAGGGCUACGUAUGCUUGGCGAAUGGGUUGUCGGAAACGUCCUCAAUCUUUCUGUCGAGAAAGGAAAACCAUGGGGCGCCGAGCUUGUGUAUGAUGUGGCCAGACGGAAUGCGAAGAUGGUUGCUGGCUGGCAAGCGUAUGGGUUCAUGCACGGUGUAAUCAACACGGACAAUGUCUCAAUCCUUGGACUAACCAUCGACUACGGACCCUACGCAUUCAUGGAUGUUUUCGACCCGCUCCACAUUUGCAACCACACCGACGAAGGUGGUCGUUAUGCAUACAAGUACCAACCCAAUAUGAUUAUCUACGCCCUGAGGGCACUGCUCAAGGCUCUAGCACCGUUGAUUGGGGCUGAAAUUGAGACAGGAAAGGCUGUCUCUGCGGGUUGGGCUGAGGACGCAUCACCGGAGAAGAUAAAGGAGUGGACUGCCAAAGGUUUGGAGAUCAAAGAUGAAAUGGAGCGAAUCAUACAGCAGACGUGCUCAACGGAGUACGGUGACCUCCUUCGAAAGAGACUCGGAUUGCAUCGCCCUGAUCCUACCGAUGAAUCCAAGAUCUUCCGACCUCUGUUGGACAUCAUGGAGGGCUACGGUCUUGAUUUCCACUCCACAUUUCGCAUACUCUCCUCAUUCAAGGCGUCAACAUUGAUCAAUGCCAAGAAUAAGGGGACGCCAAACGCACAUUCGCUAGCCCCUGAAGUCGAAGCUUUCAUCAACCGUCUGUUGACAGUGACACCCGAGCCAGAGAAACUGAACGUGAAUGCCGCAAAGCAGCAGUGGAUCGAGUGGCUCGAGACGUACUCGCAGAGGAUCAAGGACGAGCAUGGCGAUUGGAAGGCGUCGGGAUGGCAGGAAGACUUGGAAGGAACAGAGAUUCAAAGGCAGCAGGAAAUGAGGGGUGUCAAUCCUCGAUUUGUUCUUCGCCAAUGGGUGCUGGAAGAGGUCAUCAAGCGAGUUGAGAGGGAUGUUGACAGUGGAAAGAGAGUUCUCGCCAAAGUUCUGCAUAUGGCUUGCAACCCCUUCGAACCCUGGGGAGGGGAAGACGCAGAUGAGCUGGAGGCACUCGACAAGGAGGAGAAAGAAGAAAAGCGGUUCUGUGGUUUAGGAGAGAAGAAAAUGCUUGGAUUCCAAUGCAGCUGUUCCAGUUAGAAUGCCCGCUGUAAUUCGGCGCCAUUUGUUUGAAAUUAUAUUGCAUCGUCCAG